Molecule: messenger RNA, 1307 nt
Organism: Gossypium arboreum
Lineage: Eukaryota; Viridiplantae; Streptophyta; Magnoliopsida; Malvales; Malvaceae
Product: 14-3-3-like protein B
Exons: 4
Coding region: 305-1063 (252 amino acids)
Biological process (GO): signal transduction
Cellular component (GO): cytoplasm
Source: RefSeq, a predicted model, not a curated record
GCCCAAUUCCAUUUUAAAUCCUGAAUCAUUAGUUUUCAAAUCCAGAUUCCCCAACAAAACCAUACUUUUCUUCGCUCAAAAAUUCAAUAAUAAGUCUAUCUUAAUUAAAUAAAAUUAAGAAAAACAAAAAACCAACAACCAAUUCUAUUCUCAUUUUUAAUUACCAUUAUACCCUCCUCAACCUUGCGUUAAAAAAAAAAAAACCCUCUAAAUCUUCAGGCCUUCAGCGUCCCUCCCGAAAGCGAAGGCAAAAAAAAAAAAAACUGAAAAACGUUCUCUCCCUCGAAACCCACCAUUACGGCAAAUGGCGACGACGGUCACCGCCAACCUGAGCCGCGAUCAGUACGUUUACUUAGCGAAGCUAUCCGAGCAAGCUGAGCGCUAUGAGGAGAUGCUUCAGUUCAUGCAAAAGCUGGUCCUGGGCUCAACCCCAGCCGCUGAAUUAACCGUCGAGGAAAGGAACCUUCUCUCCGUCGCCUACAAAAACGUCAUCGGAUCUCUACGUGCCGCGUGGAGAAUCGUUUCUUCCAUCGAGCAGAAAGAAGAAGGUCGAAAGAACGAGGAACAUGUUGUGCUGGUUAAGGAGUACAGAUCCAAGAUUGAAUCCGAGUUGUCGGAAGUUUGCGCUAGUAUCUUGACUUUAUUGGAGUCGAAUCUGAUCCUCUCUGCUACUGCUAGUGAGUCCAAGGUUUUCUAUUUGAAGAUGAAAGGAGAUUAUCAUCGCUAUUUAGCGGAGUUUAAGGUUGGUGAUGAGAGGAAAGCUGCUGCUGAGGAUACUAUGUUGUCUUACAAGGCUGCUCAGGAUAUUGCACUGGAGGAUCUAGCACCGACGCACCCUAUCAGAUUGGGGCUUGCGCUGAAUUUCUCGGUGUUCUACUAUGAGAUUCUCAAUCAGUCAGACAAGGCAUGUAGCAUGGCUAAACAGGCAUUUGAGGAAGCCAUUGCUGAGCUUGACACACUGGGAGAAGAGUCAUACAAGGAUAGCACUCUCAUUAUGCAACUGCUAAGGGAUAAUCUUACUCUCUGGACUUCGGAUGUGCAGGACCAGUUAGAUGAGCCGUAGAAGGUGUGUUAUAGCGGUGUUGGUCCUAUUCUUCAUCUGAAGGAGGUGGGCUUUGAAUGUCAUUUGAUUCUCUGAUUACAGUGUGUAAUUUAAAAAAUGGGAAGCAACCCAUGGCAAUGAUGUUGCUAUAUUCUGUACUGAACUUGUUUUUGGAAUGUGGAAGUGAUUUUUAUUAGAGUAGCAUUUGGGCAUUAUUUUUUUUUUGUUUAUUUUAUCUUCAUCGAACAGUUAGUCGUUUCCUGAA